Diuraphis noxia (Russian wheat aphid) is the source of this 2278-nucleotide messenger RNA. RefSeq lists its product as uncharacterized. Gene Ontology annotation, biological process: triglyceride biosynthetic process. Gene Ontology annotation, molecular function: diacylglycerol O-acyltransferase activity. The record is from RefSeq and is a predicted model, not a curated record. Gene Ontology annotation, cellular component: plasma membrane. NCBI's taxonomy places the organism in Eukaryota, Metazoa, Arthropoda, Insecta, Hemiptera, Aphididae.
GCGUGGCCAUAAUUAAAGUUCAGACGCGCCGCGGCAGCAGUACGGGUUCGGUUGUCGGCCACCGCGAAAGUUCAACUGCGCUGUCUGCUACGUCCGCCGCACACACAUGCAGGGAAGUUUGAUUUACUACCCACAUGUACUAUCAAUUACGGCGGGUUAGAAGACAGAACAAAAGUCCUAUAAGAAUAUCGUUUAAAAGRUAUUCGAAAAUAUGGAGACUGAUUAAUGCAAGUUUCAUGAAAACAAUAAAUUUCGCYAUCAGCUUUCCGAUAAUUGUAUUGUUAUUUCUUAUCAUACCAGUCACUCUUGUGUUCAAAUGGAUUGUGUCAUUUACUCACCGAAUUGUCUGUCUAGGAGUAUUUCUUGCUCACCGAUGUCUAGCAGAUUGGAUAUCUUUGGCUAAAUUAUUAUGCACUUGUUUGUCAGAUACAAAACCAUACUACCAUACUUCAGAAAAUCCAACAAAAAUGCGAUAUUUGACAAGCGUAGCGAGAACUGUGAUGACUGGACCUGCAGAAAUAUUAUGGAAAAUGAUUACCCCAAUCAAUGAUGACAAUAUAGUGACUCCGGAUCCCCUAUCGUUAAACUAUAACAUAAGUUGGUCUUGUUUUCAAGGGGCUUUAUCCAAAGUAAACCGAAUUAAUCAAGUGACUAAAACUCCAAACAGUGAUGUGGUUUUGUCUGCAAUUGCUGGAUCGUUGCAUGUUAUGAUGAAAGUUAUUGGACAGCAAAAAUUGGACAACAUGAAUAUUGUUUACCCUGUACAAUCCGGGAAUACUGACCACUCGUCACCAGUUCUCAUUCGUUUACCAAUAGGCGUUGAAGGCGCCAUCCCAAGAUUGUGGUUUACCAAGAAAGCGAUGCAAAAUAUGUAUCAAUCGGACCAAGCUUUAUUGCCAGYAAUAGUUUCUUUAUUAAUGCCACUCCAUUCUUCGGGAACCAGAACACUGUUAUCUGGGCUCACGGACAAUUUGGCUUGCCUACAAUUUAGUUGGGUAUCUGGUCCAAGGUCAAGAAUAAUAAUCAAAGGAUCUCCAUUAAAAACAGUUUACUCUGUACUGCCRUCUCAAAAAUCUAUCGGUGUUUCAGUGUCAGUAUUUACAUACACCGAUGAUAUAUUUAUUAGCGUUAGUGCGGACAGUGCGAUUGGCGAAGGGUUUGGUGAAACUUUAUUGCUCAACAUAAAACGUCAAAUUGACCAGAUGUACGAGCUGUUAAGAUACAGGCGAAUACCAAAGGAUUUAAAGAGCAGCUUUUUAAUAUCGAAUAAUUUUAAGGAUUUAUCGUCUAUAGAUGUUGAAGGGAUUAUGAAGAAAAUGAAAGAUAUUCAGUUACAACUACAAAUGGCUAAAGAACUAGGUGUUUAUAACGACGACGGGAUAAGACACGUAAAUCAGCUAAGAGGCGAGUACUCAAUUUUACUUCGAGAACUACGAAAAAGGAAACACAAAAAUAAAAGAAAUAUUAUUCAGUUAUGUUGUGAAAAAGAAGAAACUAAGGCGGCCCAAGCUACAAGAAAAUUACAAGAAGCAACUAAUAUAUUUGUCGCACAAACUGCUCAAGAUUACCGUCCUAAAUUACAUAUUUGUAAGAGUACUGUUUAUGCUAAAGACAAUUUUUUAGGAUUACCUAAAUUACCUAGGGAACAACUACUCACUCAGAUCUAAAUGGUAUUUCAGUUUUUGAAUUAUUCGAUGUAUAUGAUUUUACAUCUUUUAAUCUGUGCUUCUUUAGCUCAGAUAUUUUUUCUUAAAUUGAAAGGCUAACUCUUUAAAAGACUUGACUAAUUUACUUUUGACAUUUUUUUCGUCAUGYUAUAAAAUAUAUUUUACAAAAGAUUCAAAUAAUAUAUUAGUGUACYUACUUAUCGUUCACUUAUAGAGAUGUGUAGUUGGUUAUCACGGAUUUCGAGAAAAUURUAUAAAGUUUUGUUUUAUUAAUUUUGUAAAUUUGCGUACACAAUUUCGAUUCUUCUUCGGUAGGUCAUAAAUUACAAUGAUUACAUUAAUUAUAUGCUACCUUAUUAGUGAAUUACAAUUAUAUAAAUAUUUUUUUAAAUUUUAAAACWUUGUGACUUCCACUAUACUAAGUAGGGUAAUAAGACCAAUCAAACAUAAAUGCUCAGAUCUUGAAUUAUUGUUACUUAACACCAAUAGUUAAAUUUUAUUUAAAAACUUUUACCUAAUUUAAUUUUCAAAUAUAAUCUAGAAUAAAUAAUCCACUGUAWAAGGGUACUUUGAUAACACUUAUGUUUUGCUUUAGGGAAUUUUUCUAUUUA